Messenger RNA from Notodromas monacha, 468 nucleotides. The record is from the annotation of a GenBank genome assembly. NCBI's taxonomy places the organism in Eukaryota, Metazoa, Arthropoda, Ostracoda, Podocopida, Cyprididae.
AUGCUGCGAUCUGCUUGGAAUCCGUGGGCAAUGAAUCUGAUGAGCGAUUGGAACCGCACGAAUUCAUUGAUGAACCAAUCGUCUCAACCGUCGAUCGAUGACAUGUUCAUGCCGAUGGAUUACUGGAGUCCGAUGUGGAAUAGGGCUCUCACCGAAGAUGGAGAAGUCAUUUUGGAUGUGAAACAGUUCAAGCCGGAGGAAGUGAAUGUCAAAACCCUAGAUAAGUUCGUCGUGAUCGAAGGAAACCACGAGGAGAAGGAAGAUGAGCACGGUUCAUCCAUCGAGCGCCAUUUUGUCCGUAAAUAUCUGCUUCCCGAAGGUGUCAAGCCGGAAUCCGUGAGCUGCUCCUUGUCUUCGGAUGGAGUUCUUUCUAUUUCUGCGCCGAAGCAAGCAGCGCUGGAGGCGAAAUCCGAGGAAAGAAAAGUGGAAAUUCAACGAUCUGACAAGCCGGCCCUGAAGGAAAAGUAA